Molecule: messenger RNA, 2459 nt
Organism: Jaculus jaculus (lesser Egyptian jerboa)
Lineage: Eukaryota; Metazoa; Chordata; Mammalia; Rodentia; Dipodidae
Gene: Akap17a
Product: A-kinase anchoring protein 17A
Exons: 8
Coding region: 78-2459 (793 amino acids)
Biological process (GO): regulation of RNA splicing
Cellular component (GO): cytosol; nuclear speck
Molecular function (GO): RNA binding; protein kinase A binding
Source: RefSeq, a predicted model, not a curated record
CUUGUUGGAAGAUUGACAGGCUUCUAGGCCAAUGGGGUCGUGGGACCUGCCUGUGUGAUGGGCAGGUUCGCCGGCCUAUGGGAGUCGAGGACGUCUCGGCUCAGGCGGGGCUUGGUGGCGCGGCGAUGGCGGCGGCGACGAUCGUGCACGACACGUCGGAGGCGGUGGAGCUGUGCGCGGCGCACGGGCUGUACCUGAAGCCCAUCACGAAGAUGACCAUCAGCGUGGCGCUGCCGCAGCUGAAGCAGCCGGGCAAGUCCAUCUCGAACUGGGAGGUGAUGGAGCGGCUGAAGGCCAUGGUGCACAGCCACCAGUUCUCCACGCUGCGCAUCGCCAAGAGCACCAUGGACUUCAUCCGCUUCGAGGGCGAGGUGGAGAACCGCGGGCUGGUCAAGGCCUUCCUCGCCUGCCUCGACGGCAAGACCAUCAAGCUCAGCGGCUUCUCCGACGCGCUGCGCGUGCGCGCCGCCGAGUUCAAGCCCGACUUCCCCACGCGCCACGACUGGGACUCCUUCUUCCGCGACGCCGAGGACAUGAACGAGACGCUGCCCGGGGAGCGCCCCGACACCAUACACCUCGAGGGGCUGCCCUGCAAGUGGUUCGCCGCCCGCGACCCCGACGCGGCGGCCUCCUCCGCCGCCGCCUCCUCCGCGUCCGGCGGCGGCGGUUCCGGCGGCGGCGGCUCCGGGGCCGGAGCCCCCGAGAGGCCCAGCGAGGACGUGCUGGUGCGCGUGUUCCGCCGGUUCGGCGACAUCCGCAACGUGGACAUCCCCAUGCUCGACCCGUACCGCGAGGAGAUGACGGGGCGCAACUUCCACACCUUCAGCUUCGGCGGGCACCUCAACUUCGAGGCCUACGUGCAGUACCGCGAGUACGCCGGCUUCAUCCAGGCCAUGAGCGCGCUGCGCGGCAUGAAGCUCAUGUUCAAGGGCGACGACGGCAAGGCCGUGGCGUGCAACAUCAAGGUGUCGUUCGACUCCACGAAGCACCUGAGCGACGCGUCCAUCCGGAAGCGUCAGCUGGAGCGGCAGAAGCUGCAGGAGCUCGAGCAGCAGCGCGAGGAGCAGAAGCGCCGCGAGAAGGAGGCCGAGGAGCGCCAGCGCGCUGAGGAGAGGCGCCAGAAGGAGCAGGAGCAGCAGGAGCGCGCGCGCCGCCGCGAGGAGAAGCUGCGCCGCCGGGAGCAGCGCCAGCGCGCCCGGGAGCUGCGGCGCAGCCAGCGGAAGCUCGAGAAGCUGCAGGCCGAGGAGCAGCGGCGGCUGCACGAGCGCAUCCGCAUGGAGGAGCGCAAGCUGCUGCUCGCCCAGCGCAACCUGCAGUCCAUCCGCCUCGUCGCCGAGCUGCUCAGCAGGGCCGAGGCGGCGCGCCAGGCGGCGCUGGCCCACAGCGAGGAGCGUCAGCGCCGCCAGCGCCUGGAGCUGCGCCGGCGCCAGGAGGCCGAGCUGCGGCGCGUGGAGGAGGAGAAGCGCCGCGCCCUGGGGCUGCAGCGCCGCGAGCGGGAGCUGCGGGGCCGCCUCCUCGGCCUCCUGCUCAGCCGCCGGCCCGACGCCCCCGCCGUGCGCGGAGACCUGCUGCAGCCCGUGCUCGACAUCCUGCACUGCGUGUCCGGGGCCGCCGCCGCCGCCCCGCCCGCGGCGCCCCCCGACGCCGCGGGGGGCGCCGGCGCGCCCGCCGCCGACGCCCUCGCCGACCCCGGGGCGCCCGAGCCCCACGGCGGCGGCGGCGGCGUCGUACCCCCAAGGGCCCCCCCCGCCGCCGGCGGCGACAAGGACGCGCGGCCCCGCGACAAGUGCAACCGCGAGCCCCCCGACGGAGGCCCCGACCCCGAGCGCCCCGCCGAGGAGGCCCGGCGGCCGCCGCCGCCGCCCACGCCGCCGCCGCCGCAGCCGCGCCGCGAGCCGCGCAAGGAGCGCGCCCACCGCAAGCGCCCGCGCAGGGACCGCGAGGCGCCGCCCGACGCCGGCGGGGGCGGAGGGUCCCCGCGCCGCGGCGGCGACGGCGAGGACAAGGUCAAGGAGCGGCGCGGGGAGGCCGGCGGGCGGCGGGAGCGGGGCGGGCGCGGCGGGGAGGAGCGCAGGCGCAGCCGGCACCGGCGCCGCGGCGGGGGCGACGCGCGUUCCCGCUCGCGGUCCCGCUCGGCCGGGCGGCGGCGCCGCGGCGCCUGGGACGACAGAAGCGCCGCGGGGCGCCCGCGCGUGCGUGCCCGGUGCCGCGGCGACCGGGGGUUCCCUGCGCACCGCCCCUCGUUGCGGUCGUCGCUGGUCGCCUUCCGGUGCAUGAAAGGGGAAGGCUCCAGCUACGAUCGAGGAACCGGAAGUGACGUCAGCGCGGACCGGAAGUGGAAGGGGAGACCCGCCCCGUCCCUUUUGGGAUGUCCCAGGGUGUGGGUCGCCACAGGAAGUGACAUCACGGGGGACCGGAAGUGGACGGAGGAGCCCUUCACUUGGGCACAGGGGAAAUGA